Messenger RNA from Thunnus maccoyii (southern bluefin tuna), 3811 nucleotides. RefSeq names its product opsin-5-like. Lineage: Eukaryota; Metazoa; Chordata; Actinopteri; Scombriformes; Scombridae. Bases 2266 to 3615 code for a protein of 449 amino acids. The record is from RefSeq and is a predicted model, not a curated record. The transcript is spliced from 7 exons. Gene Ontology annotation, cellular component: membrane. Gene Ontology annotation, biological process: G protein-coupled receptor signaling pathway. Gene Ontology annotation, molecular function: G protein-coupled receptor activity.
GUGAUUUGGCGCUAUAUAAAUAAAAUUGAAUUGAAUCACCAGCUGGAUAAUAUCAGAUGUAUAAUUAAAAUUAUGAUGUCGGCAACUUAAGAACCAGUUUAGCAACAUUAUCAUCAAGUCUUUGACAGGAUUCAUUUACAAGCAUCAAUGAAAGUUAAAAAUGAAGAAACUGCAGAAGAAUAUAAAUACAGUGGAAACUGUUUGUAUUGAUCACGUGUGUCCGGGUCAAAUAUCACUAUAAGCAGAUGAUUAUGAACCUUUUCUUUAUUUCUCACACAGAGCAGCAUCUAACUGUCUGUUUUACUGUCAGAAGCUUCGAGGAGACAGAAUGACUUCCUGUCUCCGUCGUGAUUUAUCACGAGAGUAAAAUACAAAAAUAGAUUUAUGUAGUUUAAAUGUUUUCCACAUGUUGUUGUCAUGUAUGAAGAGACUCAAAAUGAACACUUUCAGCGGACUACUUGAUUUAUUUAAACAGCAUAAAUGUUGUACAGGAAUGAUUGAUAUAAACAGCUGAUCAGUGUAAAUCACUAUAAACAGUGAACAUUCAAACACAGCAGAGCUUCAUGGUUUGGACUUUAUUUUCUUUUUGUCUUCACAGCUCGAACAAAAUGAGUGAAUAAAUAAAUAAAUAACUUCAACAUAACGCUGAGCUUUUAAAUAAAAAGCUUCGCUGCAACACGACGUGACGGCGAAUAAAACGGAGAUGAUGAUGAUGAAGAUGAACUGAAGUGUUUCUGUAAAACUGUUUCUGGACUCAGACAAGAAGACGCCUGAUGGAACCGUCACACGUUCUUUAACUCACAACUACAUGAAGCUACAUGGUUACCAUGGUAACCAUAAAAUAAGCCAGACUCGUCCCCUCUGAUGUCCAGCAGGAAAACUUUGGAGAUCAAUAAUAUUUACAGAUCGACAGAUUCUGGAUAUUAAUGGAGGAGGAGAAGAAGUCAUAAAAACAAUAAUCACACAUGAAUCACACAGACGGCACUUCCAGCUUCUGUCUUUAUUUCUUUCUUCUUUUUAUUUUUGUUUUACGUUUGUAUUACGGACCUUUUCACACGUUUUCUGAUCUUUAUAUUAGUUUUAUUGUUGGCAGCCGGUGAUCCGUGUUGAAGCCACAGAGAGAAGAAAGAAAGACUUUAAUAAACUUAUGUACAAAAAGACAAAUACGUCAUAUUUUGUUUGCAGUGUAAUGACGUAAUAAAACUGAUUUUACACGAGCAAGAAGCUUCCGGUCUGAAAAGUGAAGCGAAUGCUGUGAACAGAACAUCAAUACUGACGUUUCACACAGACAUCCCUGAAAUGUUCAGGAACAUUUCCUGCACGGGGUCACGUGUGAACAGGAGCAGGGAUCAAUAUUCAGGGAAAUACGAGACGCCAGUUUCCCGCCUCAAGAGCGACUAACGUUUCAGGGAAAAAGCUGGCCCGUAACGUUGCAGAGACGAACAUCACGUCCGUCUGAUGAAAGAUGAUUUAAUAACUAACGAGAAAUACUUCAUAACUUCAGCUCCUCGCCCGCCAUGUUCCUAAAAAUAAUGAAGUGUCUUCCGUUGCGUUCACGUACAUCUGAACGACAUUAAUGUGACACGUUUCAGCCUGAGUCACAUGAUAACUGCAGCUCAGUCUGACGGUUCAGUAGAUGAUGUCAUAGAUGUAAAUAACAUGGCAGGUGGUUUCUGACUGUGGAGAGCUCUGAGUGUGGCACCUCUGCUAAUUAAAGACACAGUUUGAGGCUUCUGUUUUCAUUCUGGACCGAACUGUGAGCUGAAACACUGGAACCCGCUCGGCUCACUGUAAACAGCAGCUUCACUGCCUGUAAUACAUCCACAGCCUGUAUGUGUCUGCUUAUGUGCAGCAACAUAUUUCUCCCCCUCUCCCUGUUGCUCCACAUUAAGUUCCACUCUGUUACAUUAAAAUACCAGUUUAGAGGGGCAGAAAUACGCCGCUCGGCUCAAACCAGUCAGGGCUGAAGCAGCGGCGGCCCACAGGACCCGCAGGACGGACCCGAAGCUUCGGCACCGCGCUCACAGCUGCUGCAGGAGGUUUCCUGUGAUUCACAGAUGGUCCCCGUGAACGGAGGAUGGAUUCAAUGGCUCUUCUAUUUCCUGCAAUAGUGAUGUGACUACGUUGUGAUUGACAAGUCGCUACCACAGCGACAAAGUUGGUGAGGUAACGUCUUCAUAGUGUAACCAGAUUCCCAGAGUUUAGAUGUAAAGUUAACGGAACAUUUUGUUCAGCGUUUGAACUAAAAGAUCGUCUAAGGAGUCGAUGUUCAGUUUUCCAGCCAGUCCAGGCUCAGGUCUAUAUUUACCUCAGAUUAUCAGAGCCAUCCUGUCCUCAGACCUCGGACCUCAGACUCUCAGCCUGCUGCUCGACAUGUCAGCCGGCAGCUCUGCAGCAGGAGGGGGAGGGGGGGGCAGCACCCCCUGGAGGAACAGCAGCUUCAUCCUGGGGGGGGGCAGAGACCCCCCUCUGUCCGACCAAGGAGAGACCAUCAUCGGGGUCUACCUGCUGCUGCUGGGUUGGUUGUCAUGGUUUGGAAACAGCAUCGUCCUGUUCGUCCUGUACCGACAGAGAUCCUGCCUGCAGCCCACGGACUACCUGACCUUUAACCUGGCCAUCUCUGAUGCCAGCAUCUCCGUGUUUGGCUACUCCAGAGGUAUCAUUGAGAUCUUCAACGUCUUCCAGGACAGCGGGUACCUGAUCUCCUCCAUCUGGACCUGUGAGGUGGACGGUUUCUUCACUCUGCUGUUUGGUCUGAGCAGCAUCAACACGCUGACAGUGAUCAGCAUCACACGCUACAUCAAAGGAUGUCACCCGAGCAGAGCUCGUCACAUCAGCAGGAUCAGCGUGUCUGUCUGUCUGCUGCUGAUCUGGAUCACAGCUGGAUUCUGGUCCGGAGCUCCGCUGCUUGGCUGGGGGAGCUACACAGAUCGUGGGUACGGGACAUGUGAGAUUGACUGGGCCAAAGCGAACCACUCGAGCGUGUACAGGUCGUACAUCAUCUCCAUCUUCCUGUUCAGCUUCUUCGUGCCGGUGCUCGUCAUGCUCUUCUGCUACGUGUCCAUCAUCAACACGGUGAAGAGAGGAAACGCUCUGUCAGCUGAGGGAGACCUGAGCGACCGCCAGAGGAAGAUCGAAAGAGACGUCACCAUCGUUUCCAUAGUGAUCUGUACGGCCUUCAUCCUGGCGUGGUCUCCGUAUGCCGUGGUGUCCAUGUGGUCAGCGUGUGGCUUUCAUGUGCCAAACCUGACCAGCAUCUUCACCCGCCUGUUCGCCAAGUCGGCCAGUUUCUACAACCCGCUCAUCUACUUCGGCCUCAGCUCCAAGUUCCGUAAAGACGUGGCGGUGCUGCUGCCCUGCGCCCGGGACGCCAAAGACGCCGUCAGGCUGAAGCGCUUCAGACCGAAGGCCGACGCACAUGGACGCCUCCGAGCUCCUCUGAACCGGACGGAGAGGAAGUACGCCCCUGAGCACCUGCCCGACCCAGCCCCCGUCCCCAACUCCGGCAAGGGGAGUCCGCCCUGCACGCCGCCGCCAGUGAACAGAGAGGUGUUCUUCAUUGACAAGCCCCGCCCAUCUGAGACUGGCUCCGAGUUCGAGUGUGAGAGACUGUGAUAGACCAGGACUUGAACAGGACCGGCUGCUGUACAAUACCUGCUCAGUACCAAACGCUGCGUCACUGCUCCUUUAAUGUCAUUACUUCCUGCUGUCUGAUUGAUUUCUGAUCAGUGAUUGAAGGUUUAAGGUUAUUUUCUUCUUUUGAUCUUGUGUGAUUGUUGUGUUCAUUAUAUUUUCAUUAUUGAAAAGAUUC